Molecule: messenger RNA, 1490 nt
Organism: Neurospora crassa OR74A
Lineage: Eukaryota; Fungi; Ascomycota; Sordariomycetes; Sordariales; Sordariaceae
Exons: 1
Coding region: 290-898 (202 amino acids)
Biological process (GO): mitochondrial translation
Molecular function (GO): structural constituent of ribosome
Source: RefSeq, a predicted model, not a curated record
GCUAGUCAAGGCGGCCUCGACCCUUCCAACUCCACCACUCACUCCUCCCGUUCUCUCCAAACCCACCGGCUCCGCGUCCCAGUCGAAAGGUGAUUUGAAACCAAAACGUCCGACGCCCGAGAAAAAGCGAUCGGUGUCGAAACGGGACGUAGAGCGCUUCUUCUUGAGGUAGUGGAACGUCGACCACCACCACCACCACCAUUGUGCGCAACCGAAGUGACAAGAAAUACACGAAAGUACACAAACAAGCACACGACGACGCGAAAACACCCCAAUACACGCACCCAUCAUGUCCUCAACAUUCACAUCCCUCCGUGGCCUCGCCACCCGCCUCUUCGCCGGCGGCGCGCGUCCCUCGCCAUCAUCCCUCCUCCUCCCCAACAAGCCCGCGACCGCCGCCCUCCCCACCGCGAUCCAACACCAACAAACCGCUUCCUACGCGAGCAAGGGCAAGAGCGGUCCCCCAGCCGGCAUGUUCUCCGGCCAAAAGGCCGGCAGCAAGAAAUCCAAAGGACCCAAGCAAGUCGACCCGCGUAUCAUCAACAUCCUGCGACACUUUGCCGUCCUCUCGCCCAAGCGGAUCCCCCCACCCCUCCGGUUCGGCCGCAACAGGUACCUGCGCCACUGGACGAUCCAUCGCGCCUGGCUUCUCUUCCGUCGCCAGCAGCGCGAGCAGCGCGAGCGCAUCUUGAUGCAGCAGCACCAGAGCAUGAGCAAUGCGUGUGAGGAGCUUCGCAACACAGAGGGUCCCGGAACAAGGGAGACGGGAUACCUGUAUCGUGUGGCGAUGCUGAAGAAUGGUGUGUAUGGACUGAAGAGUAUCCCGAUCGAGUAUGCUAGUCGGGCGUUGGUGGAGACGCCGGGUAGGCAGGCUUGGAAUCACGAGUGGAAGCGGUAAACGGGAUGUUUGAAAAGGUGGGGAAGGAUAAGGGUCUGAGAAGGAUGGAGGGACAGGCCAGUAUUUGUCUGGUGUGGGUAUGGGAGAUAUAUAUAACAACCUCUGGGGAAGGCAUCAAGAUGGAAUAGUGCCAAAAGGGGGGUUUGGUUGAUUGUACGAGUAGGGAUAAGCAGGAUUUUCCAUGGAUUUGCUACGUUUUUUUCCUUUGCGUCAAUUCCCGGUCUUGUUCUGGCUCAUGGGUUCUGAUCAAGAUGUCCGUCCGUCCCCGACUUUGGAACGGAACGAAAUGGUGGAAUCAUCGUGAUCCGAGGACGAUCGAAAACCGCAGAGCGAGAAUCAUGUUGGGUCAAGGAAUGGGGGUCUUGAGACACACGCAAAGGGUGGUUCUGGAAGGAGGAAAAUCCGCGACUGCUAUACCCUCCUGGCCAAAGCAUGCUGAGAGGGGGACAGCACAGCGAGACCAACCCAAGUGCCUGUUGCCGCGUGUAUUUGUAUGGGUAUAAGAUCCGCGCUUUGGGGAAACAAGGCAAUACAGGCACGCUGCUACACUAGAGAAUGCCUGUUUUGAUAAAUCUCGUCAGCUUUCUGGAUG